Cladocopium goreaui is the source of this 715-nucleotide messenger RNA. Lineage: Eukaryota; Dinophyceae; Suessiales; Symbiodiniaceae. The record is from the annotation of a GenBank genome assembly.
AGACUUGCCGACCCUUCAGGUUUCACAUAUUUGGCACAUGUCUGGCUAUGGUGCCGAAGGUGCCCAAGGUCGCAGCUCCUCGGACGUCUCCCCAAGCGCUGUUCCAUGGCGCACCGGGGCGGCGCACUUAGAAGAACUCCAUCUGCGAGCCUUUAACGAGUCACAUCCAGACUCUGACAAAAUGGACAGCUCUGUUGAAGCAGCCUGCCGUCGAGUGGAAGCUAGAGAUCCUGUGCUCGCUGCGCGUGGCACAACGAUGCCGACGACCAGGAUUCUUUCGGAAGAGAAAGCCGAGUUUGUCUUGGCCCUGGAAGAUCCGAUGUCCUUUGAGAUUUACAGCCGCAUCAUCAACAACUUGGAGCUGAAGUUCAGCGCAGCUAAGACGCUAGAUGAAGCUCUGGCUGCUGUGUACAGUGCGCGCGUGCGAGGUGUGCCAUUGAUGGUUUUGGUGGAUGUGUUAGAGUGGGAGCCCAAACUGCUUGAAGAGCAUAAGAAGGGCAAGUUUCCUUUCGUCGUACGCAUUUCCAUUGAUGACAAAAGAGGUCCUUGCGAUGCGGUCCUGGCUCCAUCAGAACCCAGUGUGACCCUUCAGCACCUUCACAAUAGCUGCAUCGAUCUUUGGCGCAGCCAGAUCAAGCACGCCGCGGGCGCUGUGCAGACAGCUGCACAAACCCAAAACACCGGUUGAAACACCUCAAAAACAUCCCCAACCGAC